AUGAGUGCUAAUUCAAAAGACAAGGCAGAUAAAAUUGACACCUCCUAUGUGGAAGAUCUUGAAGAAGAAGAAGUGAAAAGGGUUGCCACGGUUGAAAAUGUGGAAUUGGAGAGAAAUUUGGAACUUCCAGAAUCGCUCCAACAUAUGUCGGAGGAGGAAUUUGCAGCCUUCGAAAAAAAGACAAAGAGGAAGAUUGACCUUCGUCUCUUGCCUAUGUUGGUUCUUAUUUAUAUUUUGAACUACUUGGACAGAAAUAACAUUGCGUCGGCAAGACUUGGGUACUUGGAGGAGGAUCUUGGUUUGAAAGGUGCUCAAUAUCAAACCUGCGUUUCCAUUUUGUUCGUUGGAUACAUCUUGAUGCAAAUUCCUGCCAAUAUGCUUUUGAACAAGAUGGCUAGACCUUCACUUUUCAUUACUUGUAUCAUGACUAUUUGGGGUAUAAUAAGUACUUGCACCGGUGCCGUUCAAAGCUUUGGUGGUUUGUUUGCCAUAAGAUUUUGCUUGGGUUUCAUUGAAGCUGGUUUUUUCGGGUGUGCUCUUUACUACUUAUCAUGCUGGUACACCAGGAAAGAAUUGUCAUUGAGGAAUGCAAUUUUGUACUCUGGUUCUCUUUUCUCAGGAGCAUUGUCAGGGUUGAUAGCCACGGGUAUCAUCGAUAGAAUGAACAAUGUUAGGGGAUUGAAAAGCUGGAGAUGGUUGUUCAUAAUUGAAGGUGCCAUUACGGUAGCCAUUGUUCCACUUGCCUACUUCGUUUUACCUGACAUGCCUUCCAACACAAAGUGGUUAAGUCAGGAGGAAAAGGACUUGAUAAUGUGGAAGUUGAGAAGAGAAGUUGGACAAGACGAUUCCGAUAAGGAAACCGACGAAAGUUAUCUUGGUGCAUUUAUUUUGGCAAUCAAAGAUAUCAAAGUAUGGGGCGUAACUGGUACUUUGUCUUUCCUUGUGGCUGCUUGUGGUGUGACCAACUUCUUUCCCUCGGUGGUUCAGACAUUGAAUUUCAACAGGGUGACUACCUUGGGUUUAACCGUUCCUCCUUACAUGUUAGCUGUGGUUGCAACAUAUCUUUGGGCUAGACAUGCCGAUAAAACAGGCGAGAGAUACUGGCAUGUUGUUACUCCGUUGUUCAUUGCUAUGGUUUCUUUUAUCAUUGCUGUUUCGACGCUCAACGUUGGAGCAAGAUACUUUGCCAUGUGUGUCAUGAUUCCUUCUUUGUACUGUUCGUUCACCACGAUUUUGUCAUGGAUGUCCAAUUGUGUUCCAAGACCGCCUUUAAAGAGAGCUAUUGCUCUUGCAUUGAUGAACUGUUUGUCGAACUCAACAUCCAUUUGGAAUGCAUACCUUUAUCCAUCUAGUGGAGGUCCAAGAUACUUGGUAGCUUUUGUGUGCAACAUUGUAUUCUUAUUGCUAGCUAUUGCUACUGCCACCAUUUUGAGAAUCCGCCUUCUUGCCUUGAACAAGAGAAUCGAAGCAGGAACAAUGAAAUGGGAGCAUGAGUUGGGUCAUGGCAACGACGGCAGCAAGAUUGCUCCAGAUUUCCGUUACUUAUACUAG
Molecule: messenger RNA, 1551 nt
Organism: Meyerozyma guilliermondii ATCC 6260
Lineage: Eukaryota; Fungi; Ascomycota; Pichiomycetes; Serinales; Debaryomycetaceae
Exons: 1
Coding region: 1-1551 (516 amino acids)
Biological process (GO): transmembrane transport
Cellular component (GO): membrane
Molecular function (GO): transmembrane transporter activity
Source: RefSeq, a predicted model, not a curated record